Cinara cedri is the source of this 585-nucleotide messenger RNA. The record is from the annotation of a GenBank genome assembly. Lineage: Eukaryota; Metazoa; Arthropoda; Insecta; Hemiptera; Aphididae.
AUGUUUUCGGCAAAAUGGGAUGACUCGCGGGUACAAUUCGUUUUUUAAUAUAAUUUUAAAAUGCUAAAUCACCCACGAUUAAUCAGCAUUAGCCUCUACUCGUUUCAAAAUGAAAUGAUUUUGAAUUCGAUGAGUUCGAAAUGAUUGCUAUCUCAUAAGUGCCAUGUAAUGACGUUUACUUGAUGUCAUAAAUCUGUUGAUAUUUAGUAUUCUGUCGAUGGAAAAAAUUUGCGUAUAUCUGACGAGAUUGAUUUGGGGGUCACAUUUGAUCGUCGUCUAUGCUUUCAUUCACAUAUUGAAAGAGUAACACGUAAGGGUCUUAAAAUACUCGAGUUUAUUAAGAGAAUUACUGUUGAUUUCAAACAUCGCAGUUCCCUUAUGGCCCUUUAUUGUUCAUUUGUUUGUUCUCACUUGGAAUAUGGCUUAAUAGUAUGGUGUUCUAAUACAAGAAGUGACCAAUACAAAGUUGAGCGUGAACAGCGUAAAUUGCUAAAGUAUGAGGCUUUUGUUCGAGGGACUGCUCGUCCGCUGAAAAACUACAUGCUAGUGCUUCAGGAGCUCAAUAUACGAGCUGACGCUAGCUGA